Papaver somniferum (opium poppy) is the source of this 2349-nucleotide messenger RNA. RefSeq names its product inositol transporter 1-like. Gene Ontology annotation, biological process: transmembrane transport. Gene Ontology annotation, molecular function: myo-inositol:proton symporter activity. NCBI's taxonomy places the organism in Eukaryota, Viridiplantae, Streptophyta, Magnoliopsida, Ranunculales, Papaveraceae. The transcript is spliced from 6 exons. Gene Ontology annotation, cellular component: membrane. The record is from RefSeq and is a predicted model, not a curated record. The coding region runs from base 559 to 2115 and encodes 518 amino acids.
CUAUUAUACCUUCAUACAUCUCCAUUCAAAACACCCAUAACAACCGUUCAACACUCAGAAUAUCACAAGGUCCCAGUAUCUAUACCACGUUUCACACAGACAGAUCUUGGAUUAUAGUAGUAAUUAAUUAACUUUGUAAUACACUGAAUCAUUCAAUUUUCAGACAUCCAGGCAGGAUGUAAGUUCUUCUGCAGUAGUCUUCAUCAUUUCUCAGUCUGAAAAUUUCUCCUCUCCUCCUCUUUCCGCCACCACCACCACCGCCAACCACCACCACUACCGUUUGGUCCGUUUCUCCCCCACCUUCUUUCUUGUUAUUACUCUGAAAAUUCAGAAGAAGGAAAAUUUUCAUCUCAUCUUCUUAUUGUUUACUAGAAUUCUCGAUCAUCUUCAUCUCCUCAAUUUCUUUGUAUUUUUUCAUUCUUAAUUACUAAUAAUCCAGAGAAAGGUAUCUGAAUUUUUUGUUUCAGAUUUUUUCUUCAAUUCAAAAUUCCUUUUAUUGGAUGGUUUUUUUCUUCAGUGCAAUUGGAUCAGAAUUAGAGUAGUUUAAUUUAAUUUAGGAUGACGAUAAUUUCAUUACCUGGUAGCUCAGGGUAUUUGAAUCCAACAGAAAUUACUGGGAAAAAAGUUACAUAUUUCAGUAACCGUUAUGUACUAGGGUUAACUCUUACUGCUGGUAUUGGUGGAUUGCUCUUUGGAUAUGAUACAGGUGUUAUAUCUGGGGCCCUUCUGUACAUUAAAGAUGAUUUCCCGGUGGUUAAUAAUAACAACUUCUUACAGGAGACAAUUGUUAGCAUGGCAAUCUUUGGAGCAAUUAUUGGAGCCGCAGUUGGUGGGUGGUUGAAUGAUGCACAUGGACGUAAAAAAGCUACUCUUAUUGCUGAUGUAAUCUUUGCAGUUGGUUCAGUUGUCAUGGCUGCUGCACCAGAUCCGUACGUUCUUAUCUUUGGCCGACUCUUGGUUGGCUUGGGCAUUGGUGCUGCAUCUGUUACAGCUCCUGUCUACAUUGCAGAAGCAUCUCCAUCUGAAAUAAGGGGAGGACUAGUGAGCACAAAUGUCCUGAUGAUUACUGGUGGCCAGUUUCUUUCGUAUCUUGUUAACCUAGCUUUCACUGAGGUUCCCGGGACAUGGCGUUGGAUGCUUGGAGUUUCUGGUGUACCAGCUGUUGUUCAGUUCAUUCUGAUGCUUUUCUUACCUGAAUCUCCUCGCUGGCUCUACAUGAAGAAUGAGAAAUCUGAGGCUAUUGCUGUGCUUUCUAAAAUCUAUGAUCCCGAUCGGUUGGAAGUGGAAGUAGACCUGCUAUCUGCUGCUUUAGAGGAAGAAACUCUAUCUAAAAAUUCAGUGAAGUACACCGAUGUAUUUAAAUCUAAGGAAAUCAGGCUCGCAUUUCUUGCUGGAGCUGGUCUGCAGGCGUUUCAGCAAUUCACUGGAAUCAACACAGUAAUGUAUUACAGUCCCACAAUCGUACAGAUGGCUGGAUUUACUUCAAACAAGUUGGCAUUACUCCUCUCCCUUAUUGUGGCUGGCAUGAACGCUAUUGGAACAGUGUUGGGAAUCAUCCUAAUAGAUCGCUUUGGAAGACGCCGACUAGCCCUUACCAGUUUGUUUGGUGUGGUGUUAUCUCUAAUAGUUCUUUCUGGAGCAUUCUUCUUACAGUCAUCGCAAUCUUUUUCAGAAAUCUGUGAGGCUUACAUCCUCAACGGAAGCUGCAAAAGCAGUUCUGCUUGGUUCGCUAUUGCAGGAUUAGUACUUUACAUAGCCUUCUUCUCCCCCGGCAUGGGUCCUGUACCAUGGGCGGUAAACUCUGAGAUAUAUCCAGGGAAGUACCGCGGAGUUUGCGGUGGGAUGUCUGCUACAGUAAAUUGGAUUUCAAAUCUUAUUGUAGCACAAUCUUUCCUCUCAAUUGCUGCUGCUGUGGGCACUGCUUCCACAUUUUUGAUUCUUGCUGGGGUGGCUGUCAUCGCCAUCUUUUUUGUGCUCGCUUUUGUACCGGAAACAAAAGGUUUAAGCUUUGAGCAGGUAGAGAGGCUCUGGAAAGUAAGAGCUUGGGGGAGUGCUUACGAGACAGAAAGUCUCCUUGAGAAUGGUAGUGAUAGAAAUGGUAUAUAUGUAGCAUAGCUUCUUCCACUAUUUCAAUUAGAUGAGUUUAUCUCUGUAUUGAUAUGUUUACUAGGAAAUGAGCUCUGUAAAAAAGAAGUCAAUAAUUUGAAGGAAAGCACUGUAAAGUUUGAAGGGUUUGUGUUGAAUAGUCGCUUGGUUGCAAACAAACAGUUCAGAUAAAGUAGGCUUCUGAAGUUUUAUGCCUAAAUUUAUGGGGAUUGGCAUACAGUUCAGCUGAAGUUUGCUUCUAAA